AUGUUGCCCGAGCCUGUAAUAGUGUUGCCCGAGCCAGUAAGUGUUGCCUUAGCCAGCAACAGUGUUGCUCGAGCCUGUAAUAAUGUUGCCCCAGCCUGUAAUAGUGUUGCCCGAGCCAGCAAUAGUGUUGUCCGAGCCAGUAAUAGUGUUGCCCGAGCCAGUUAUAGUGUUGCCCGAGCCAGUAAUAGUGUUGCCCCAGCCUGUAAUAGUUUUGCCCUAGCCAGCAAUAGUGUUGCCCGAGCCAGUAAUAGUGUUGCCCUAGCCAGUAAUAGUGUUGCCCGAGCCAGUAAUAGUGUUGCCCGAGCCAGCAAUAGUGUUGCCCGAGCCAGUAAUAGUGUUGCCCAAGCCAGUAAUAGUGUUGCCCGAGCCAGUAAUAGUGUUCCCCAAGCCAGUAAUAGUGUUGCCCGAGCCAGUAAUAAUGUUGCCCGAGCCAGUAAUAGUGUUGCCCUAGCCAGCAAUAGUGUUGCCCGAGCCAGUAAUAGUGUUGCCCGAGCCUCCUGUAAUAGUGUUGCCCGAGCCAGCAAUAGUGUUGUCCGAGCCAGUAAUAGUGUUGCCCGAGCCAGUUAUAGUGUUGCCCCAGCCUGUAAUAGUUUUGCCCUAGCCAGCAAUAGUGUUGCCCGAGCCAGUAAUAGUGUUGCCCUAGCCAGUAAUAGUGUUGCCCUAGCCAGCAAUAGUGUUGCCCGAGCCAGUAAUAGUGUUGCCCUAGCCAGCAAUAGUGUUGCCCGAGCCAGUAAUAGUGUUGCCCGAGCCUCAACUGUUGCCCGAGCCAGCAAUAGUGUUGCCCUAGCCAGUAAUAGUGUUGCCAUAGCCAGUAUUUGUGUUGCCAGAGCCUGUAAUAGUGUUGCCCGAGCCAGUAAUAGUGUUGCCCGAGCCAGUAAUAAUGUUGCCCGAGCCAGUAAUAGUGUUGCCCGAGCCAGUCAUAGUGUUGCCCGAGCCAUUAAUAGUGUUGCCCGAGCCAGUAAUAGUUUUGCCCUAGCCAGCAAUAGUGUUGCCCGAGCCAGUAAUAGUGUUGCCCUAGCCAGCAAUAGUGUUGCCCUAGCCAAUAAGUGUUUCCCGAGCCUCAAUAGUGUUGCCCGAGCCAGCAAUACUGUUGCCCGAGCCAGUAAUAGUGUUGCCCUAGCCAGUAAUAGUGUUGCCAUAGCCAGUAAUAGUGUUGCCCGAGCCUGUAAUAGUGUUGCCCGAGCCUGUAAUAGUGUUGCCCGAGCCAGUAAUAAUGUUGCCCGAGCCUGUAAUAGUGUUGCCCUAGCCAGUAAUAGUGUUGCCCGAGCCAGUAAUAGUGUUGCCCGAGCCUGUAAUAAUGUUGCCCGAGCCAGUAGUGUUGCCCGAGCCAGUAAUAGUGUUGCCCGAGCCAGUAAUAGUGUUGCCCUAGCCAGUAAUAGUGUUGACCUAGCCAGUAAUAGUGUUGCCAGAGCCUGUAAUAGUGUUGCCCUAGCCAGUAAUAGUGUUGCCCGAGCCAGUAUUAGUGUUGCCAGAGCCUGUAAUAGUGUUGCCCGAGCCAGUAAUAGUGUUGCCCUAGCCAGCAAUAGUGUUGCCCUAGCCAGUAAUAGUGUUGCCCGAGCCAGCAAUGGUGUUGCCCGAGCCAGUAAUAGUGUUGCCCGAGCCAGCAAUAGUGUUGCCCGAGCCAGCAAUAGUGCUGCCCGAGCCAGCAACAGUGUUGCCCGAGCCACCAACAAUAGUGUUGCCCGAGCCAGUCAUAGUGUUGCCAUUGCCAGCAAUAGUGUUGCCCUUGCCAGCAAUAGUGUUGCCCUUGCCAACAAUAGUGUUGCCCUUGUCAGCAAUAGUGUUGCCAUUGCCAGCAAUAGUGUUGCCCUUGCCAGCAAUAGUGUUGCCCGAGCCAGUAAUAGUGUUGCCCGAGCCAGUGAAAGUGUUGCCAUUGUCAGCAAUAGUGUUGCCCUUGCCAACAAUAGUGUUGCCCGAGCCAGUGAAAGUAUUGCCCGAGCCAUUAAUAGUGUUGCCCGAGCCAGUAAUAGUGUUGCCCUAGCCAGUAAUAGUUUUGCCCUAGCCAGCAAUAGUGUUGCCCGAGCCAGUAAUAGUGUUGCCCUAGCCAGCAAUAGUGUUGCCCUAGCCAAUAAGUGUUUCCCGAGCCUGUAA
Molecule: messenger RNA, 2091 nt
Organism: Pecten maximus
Lineage: Eukaryota; Metazoa; Mollusca; Bivalvia; Pectinida; Pectinidae
Product: autotransporter adhesin EhaG-like
Exons: 5
Coding region: 1-2091 (696 amino acids)
Biological process (GO): signal transduction
Cellular component (GO): membrane
Source: RefSeq, a predicted model, not a curated record